Molecule: messenger RNA, 1254 nt
Organism: Effrenium voratum
Lineage: Eukaryota; Dinophyceae; Suessiales; Symbiodiniaceae
Source: the annotation of a GenBank genome assembly
AUGGCUCUCUCCCCAGCCUUCGUUCCGGCACGAGGCGCCGUGGCUGGCGCUGGUGUGGCUCCUGGUGCGCAGGUCUCAGCUCCGAAGGCGCUGAAGGCUGCUCCGGACGGAAGUCGCCCGAGCCUCUUGUCCUUCCAGCGGGUGGCGCUCGGCUCGGCGCUGCUGGCUGGCAUCCGUGGCAUCCGUGGCAUCCGCCGCUCGGCUCGCGCGGCCAAAGUGCGGAGGUGUGCGGAGGGAUCCAGAGCGAGCACUGCGGUGAAGCUGAGGGACCCAGAAGACCCGAUGGCACUGGAGAAGGAGGCCGCGAAGCUGCGAUCUGAAGUGGCAGACCUGGAAGCGCAGCAGGAAGCGGCGCGGCGAAAGGAGCGCCAGGCGCUUUUCCGCGUCCUGGACAGCGACAGCGAUGGGGAGCUGGACGCCAGAGAGCUCCAGAAAGGCGUCAAGCAGGUCAUGGGGGCCGACGUGGACGACGAGACGGCCGAGCGCUUGGUGAAGGCUCUGGAUGUGAACGGCGAUGGGAAGAUUCAGCCGGAGGAGCUCGACUUCAACACGGUGCAGCGACUACUCCAGGAGUUCAGGAGGGAGAUGCAGAGCAAGGAGGAGGCAGAGCGGACUGCGGCCUAUGCCAACGAGGAGAAGGACAUGCUCCGCGCGGAGUGGGAUCAGUUCCUUGCCAACAGGCCAGCUCGCAACGACGACACGGGACUUCUGACUCGCCUGGGAGCCUUUGCGGCCUAUUUGCUGCCCUUGACCGACGCCUUGCGCUUUGGCAUGUUCCUGUUUGCUGCCUUUCCAGCCAUCCAGCCACUGCUGAACCUUCUGGUUGUGCCCGUGCUCCUCAUCAAUGCCCUGCCGUUCGGGCUCGGCUACCUGGCGUUGUUCUUCGGAAUGCAGACCCUGGCUGCCAACAGGGAGCUCCCCGCACUGCUGCGGUACAACCUGCGUCAGGCGAUCACUUUGGACGUCGUCUUGGUCUUCAUGGGUCUUGUGGGUGGAGUGUUCCAAGCCAUCGCCGGCCUGGCCGGCAGCCCCAUCCCCUUGGAAAUCUCCGGCGGGCUCAGCACCGCGAUCUACCUGCUGGUCUCUGCCUGCUGCGUCUACUCCAUGGUGGCGAGCCUUUCUGGCAACUACCCCAAGGGCCUGGGGCCGCUCUCAGAGAUCGCGGAGUUCCAGAUCUUUGACACGGCGCCGACUGACGGUGAGGAGGACACGUCGAAGUUCUUCAAGUUCUUCGACGAGAGGAAUGAGAAGUGA